GCAUCCUCCUCGCAGGCUCAAGCCCGCUCUCUCAUCUCCUCCUCCUCCUCCUCCUCCUCCAGCAGCAGCGGCGCCUCUUCUCAAGACCAGUCCUGGCCCACCUCGGCUGGUCCUUCGCAUACGCUGCGCUUCAGCCUACCUAGUCGCAUUCCCCUCUCCCAUCUGCUCAGCGCCCACCUUCGUCUCACAUUUCAAGGGGGCUACGCUGCCAGAGAGGUCGAGUUGAGCUGCGUUCCUGCCGACGAGGAGGGCGCUCAGGCACACGCUCCCGCUGCCCAAGAGGAAGAGGAAGAGGAGGAGGAGGAGGAGGAGGAAGAGGAUGACUUUCACGAAGACGGUCAGAGCUGGUCAGCGCCUCACCUCGCAAGCCAUGCAGAGGCGUCUGCAUCCCAAGCAGCCCAAAGCAACGCCCCAGUCAACGCAAGCAACGCCCUCAUCGUCUUCACCGUCAGACCGCAAGAUCGCAACAGCCUUCAGUCAUGGCAACUCUCCAAGCUCCCUUCCGACGCGCCUCCCAAUGCCACGACACGAACGCUGAUCUUUGCCUUCAAGGGCAGCGCCGAUGCCUGGGGUCGGGUCACCUUGUACGGCAUAGAGCUCUGCUCUGCCCAAUCUCAAUGA
This is a messenger RNA of Ceraceosorus guamensis, 621 nucleotides long. RefSeq lists its product as hypothetical. The transcript is spliced from 2 exons. The annotation marks the transcript as partial. The record is from RefSeq and is a predicted model, not a curated record. NCBI's taxonomy places the organism in Eukaryota, Fungi, Basidiomycota, Exobasidiomycetes, Ceraceosorales, Ceraceosoraceae.